This is a messenger RNA of Vicugna pacos (alpaca), 2881 nucleotides long. NCBI's taxonomy places the organism in Eukaryota, Metazoa, Chordata, Mammalia, Artiodactyla, Camelidae. The record is from RefSeq and is a predicted model, not a curated record.
AGCCCUGUGACGUGGGUAAUGUGUCUCUUCUGUACCACCACCCAUUCACAGGCCGGAAACUAGGCCAUACUGAAACGACUCGCCUGAGAUGGCAGCGCCAGCAGCCAACAGGGCUGGCCUGAACCCAAGUCCACAUGGCUCCAAGCUUGUUCUCCAUACCUCCGUGAUGGCAACGGAUUCCUAAUGCAAGCCUUCCUGAGCACAGAGUCCCUUUUGGGAGUCAGUUAUGCAUGCAUGAGAGGCAGUUGAGAAACCCGGGAUUUGGAGACGACAAAGCAGAGCCUGACAGCACUCCCUGAUGAGAGCCAGCCAUCUCCAGACUGCCCAGCCAAAGCCUCACCCUGGAAACUGAAAGUAUCCACUUGAAGAGGGAAAAAACACUGAGGGGAAAGUAGGCCAACUGGCCUCCAACAAAGGUGGAGUGUGGCCAAAUGCCAGUAUGGACAGAAUAGCUUAUGAUGCUUAUCCCCGCCCACCACUUCCGAGACAUUGAGCGGAAGCCAGAAUACCUCCAGCCAGAGAAGUGUGUCCCACCUCCCCACCCCAGCCCUGUGGGAACCAUGUGGUUUAUCCGCGACGGCUGUGGCAUUGCCUGUGCCAUCGUCACCUGGUUUCUGGUCCUCUAUGCGGAGUUUGUGGUCCUCUUUGUCAUGCUGAUUCCAUCCCGAGACUACGUGUACAGUGUCAUCAACGGAAUUGUGUUCAACCUGCUGGCCUUCUUGGCCCUGGCUUCCCACUGCCGGGCCAUGCUGACGGACCCCGGGGCAGUGCCCAAAGGAAAUGCCACUAAAGAAUUCAUUGAGAGUUUACAGCUGAAGCCGGGGCAGGUAGUGUACAAGUGUCCCAAGUGCUGCAGCAUCAAGCCCGACCGCGCCCACCACUGCAGUGUUUGUAAGCGGUGCAUUCGGAAGAUGGACCACCACUGUCCCUGGGUCAAUAACUGUGUCGGCGAGAACAACCAGAAGUACUUCGUCCUGUUUACAAUGUACAUAGCUCUCAUUUCCUUGCACGCCCUCAUCAUGGUGGGAUUCCACUUCCUGCAUUGCUUUGAAGAAGAUUGGACAAAUCUCCUGCAAGCCUUUGGACUGACCAGGAAAGAAACAGCAGAGGUCCGAAUCUUUCUUCACGAAAAAAAGCAGCCCCUUAAAGUCAGUUCCACAGAGUGCAGCUCCUUCUCGCCGCCCACCACGGUGAUCCUCCUCAUCCUGCUGUGCUUUGAGGGGCUGCUCUUCCUCAUUUUCACGUCGGUGAUGUUCGGGACCCAGGUUCACUCCAUCUGCACGGACGAAACGGGCAUUGAGCGCCUCAAACGAAAGAACCAGCCCAGGGAACACACUGGCAGCUGGAAGACAGUCAAAGAGGCCUUUGGUGGGGACUUUUCCCUGAACUGGUUCAACCCCUUCUCCAGACCACGUCAUCCAAAGCCUCUCAGUGACAGGGACUGGGUGCGACAGGUGGCAUCGCUGUCAGACUUGGAGAACACAGAGACAACAGAGGAGCAGACGGAGGAGAGGAAGGACACGGACUCUGCGGAGAGGCCCAGGCCAGCCCCGGGGGCAGCGCCCCCUCUCAGGUCAGCGAGGGGACAACUCUAAGGAAGCCUCUUCUCUACCAUUUCUGGCCUGGGAGGCAGACCCAGAGGCUUUAUAGUGUAGAAGACCACACACACUCCUCCAGCUUAUUAUGAAAGGUCAGAAGGUCCAGAAGUGUGGGGCCCAGGUUCCUACCCUGUCUUGGUUAGCCGAGACGAGUGGCAGCACCCACUCCUGUUCAUCCAUGACACCCACCGCCAACUGGUCCAUCCAGUUCGAGUCUGCACCCCCCUGGUCUAUGGACUUCUUCACUCACCAGCACCCUGGGGGAAGACAGCGUGGCCUCUGGAGCCAGACAGACCUGGGUCCCCUUAAGCACUCAAGCCAUCAUCUGUCCCUUCUCUUACUGUUCAGCCCAUUUGACUCUCACAGCCAUCCCAACCAAUGGACAGGUAACAUUAUCCCCACUUUAUAGAUGAGGAAACUGAGGCUCAGAUUCUGAGGCUUGUCAAAGGCCAGUCCCCAACUAAUUAGAAUAAACUGGCCCCAGGAUGGCACUCACAAAUCUGGGACCCCAAGCUUUGAUGCUUUCGAUGACAGUCACUUCCCUGGACCUCAGUUUUCUCAAAUGUAAAGCAAGGUGCUGGUUUCCGGGGCCUCUUCCAACUCCGACCUUUCACAAGCCCUCCUGGCCACCCUUGCCUGGGGGUACAUAUGCUCUUGCUCCAUGGGCAUGAGCAACAGUUGUCUCCUGUAUGAAAAUCCAAGAGGAACAUCUGUUUUACGAUGAAUCACAUGAAUCACCCAGCCUCUCAUGAUUACAGUGUGGUCUGGGGCCGCAACACCAGCAACCCCUCGGAGCCUGUUAGAAACAGUCUCUGAGCGCACACACAGCCUUUGGAGUCGGAAUACCACCCAUUUUUACAAAACUUCAGUUAAUUGGUCUGUACCUUAAGGUCUAAGGAAAAUAGUAAUCUACCGGUUUUUCCUUGGAGUAUUCAGACACCCUAUAAGAAACAGACCAUCAGAAACCUUUCAGGAACAAACCUUUAGAGUUUGGUCAAGUCCUUUGCUGGGUAUCAGCAUAUCAAAAUCGUUUGCAUGCAGUCCAGCAAGCAAUUACAAAAUAUAAUGAAAAAUAUUUCAUUCACAAAAGCUAUAAAAACAUCUCAGAAGUAACCCAACUAGGAAUGUGAGAGUUAUAUACAAAGGAAACAGUAAAACUUAAAUGUAACAAAGACAACCUGGUAAAUGGAAUAAUAUCCCACAUACCUGGAUGUAAGACUCAUUGUCAUUUGGCUUGGUUCUCCCCAAAUAAACUGAUAAAUUCAAUGCUGUACAAAUCUCAA